This is a messenger RNA of Plasmodium relictum, 6594 nucleotides long. RefSeq names its product protein kinase, putative. The coding region runs from base 1 to 6594 and encodes 2197 amino acids. The transcript has a single exon. Gene Ontology annotation, biological process: protein phosphorylation. The record is from RefSeq and is a predicted model, not a curated record. NCBI's taxonomy places the organism in Eukaryota, Apicomplexa, Aconoidasida, Haemosporida, Plasmodiidae. Gene Ontology annotation, molecular function: protein serine/threonine kinase activity; ATP binding. Gene Ontology annotation, cellular component: cytoplasm.
AUGUUUUCUAUUGAAUUAGAGAAUACCUCAGGUUGUAAGAAAAACAAAUUUUGUAAAAAACUUUCUGAAAAUGAAAAUCUUAACAAAGAAGAAUUAUUUAAAGAUAAAGUUGCCACUAUUGAUAAUAAUGAAUUAAACAAUAAUAUAUCUAUGAUACCUAUGAACACAACAUUACGUGAAUUUAAAGGAAAUUUUAAAAAAAUAGAAGGUAAUAUUGAAAUAAUAGAUGGAGUUUUAUUUAAAAAAAUAUUUCUUGAAAAAAAAUUUUAUAAUAGUUAUGAGUACAAGAAUAAUUUAAAUAAUAUAAACAAUAUCGGAAAUAUAAUAAACGAUAUAAAUUUAACAAAUAGAAUUUGUGAUAUUGAUAAACAAAAUAUAAACAAUAGUUACGUAAAAGAUAACCAUACUUAUGUUUAUAAAAACUAUGAUUUUCAUAAAAAUACACUAAUCAAAGGUAAUAAUAAUAAAAAUAAAGAAAAAUAUAUAUCUAUAAAUAGUACAAUUAACUCCAAUGAAUAUUUAAGUAAUUAUUUAGAUAACAAAUCAAUACAUAAUUAUAAAGAUAAUAUAAAAAAUAUAUCACAUUAUUCUAUGAGAAACGAGAUAAAUAAAGAUAAAAAUUUAAUUAAAAAUAAAUUAUAUGAUCUUAAGAGUAACAUUUUUAUGAAUAUAAAACAGCCAAAUAUUUUGAAAAAAAAAAUUGAUGAAACAUAUAGCAAUAACAAUAAAUAUAAAAAUGAUUUAAUUUACACGAAUAGUAAUUUUAAUAAUUUAUUUAAUUUUUAUAAUAGUAAUUAUAAAAAUAAUUUAAAUAUAUAUAUAAGUGACAAAAAGGGGGAAAAGGAUGAAAAUUUUUAUUAUAAAAAUGGUAGUCAUAACAAUAAUAUUUUGAAUAAAAAUAUUCAAGUAGAUAUUGAUAAUUUAAAAAAUGAAAAUAAGAUAAUUUAUAAUUAUUUCAAUAAAAAAGAUGAACUAAAUUUUGAUUUUCAAGAAAAAAAUAAAAUGACUGUUUCUGAUUCAAAUAAUGAAAACGGGUUACCUGUUGAAGAAAACAAAGACAGUAUCAUAAAUUAUUUAAAUUUGGAAGAAAAGAAUAAUUUUAAAAAAAUGAAUUCAAAUUCUCAAAUGAUAAUAGAUAAGAAGAUAAAAAAUAUAAAUGAUGAAAUCAAUGUAAACUUAUUUUUAAGUAAAAAAAAUAAGGAAAAUAAAGAAGAUCAAAUGUCAUACAUAAACGAUAAUUUUAUCAUUAAAAAAGUAAACUCAGAAAAUUCAUAUAAUAUAAAUUGUGAAGAAAAAAAAAAUAAAAUUUCAAGUGAUCAUAAUAAUAUUCUCCUUUUUUUAAUGAAUCAACAAGACAGAUAUUUUAAUAAUAGUUUAUAUAAUAACGCCAAUGUGAGAAAUAAUAAAACAGAAUUACAUUCCAGUAUAAAUGCUGUAAAUUUAUCCAAAAGUGAAUUCAUGCCAUAUAAAAAAAAAAAAUGUAAUAUUUUUAAAAAAAAAAAAAAUAAUUAUAGAAAUAACAAAAUGCUUUAUAUAGAUAACGAAGGAAAAAAAAAGUCAUUUAAAGAAAAUAUUUUAUAUUUAAAAAAUAAAUUAUUUUCAUUUGAUAAGUAUAAUGAAAAUUAUGAACAAAGAGAAAGGAGAAAUAAUAUGAAAAAUAAAGAAAGCGCUGUUUCUAAUAAUAAUGAGAAUUCUAUUGUUAGCACAAUAAAAAAAAAGAAUUCCAUUCAUCCAAUAAAUAAUACAUAUGGAAUAGUAAAAAAUGAUGUGCUCUUAAGAGAUUUAAAGAAUAAAAAUUACUCAUCUAAUAAAAAUUUAAAAAAAAAUAGUUUUAUUGUGAAUGAAAAUUGCGAAAAAGAAAAUGAAAGAAUAGUAUGUAAAAAUAUUUUUUGUGAAAUUAAUGAUAAUUCAAAUUUAUUGCAUAUUGAAAAAAAAGAAAAAAGUAAUUUAUCUUUAUCAAAUGAUAUAAUAUAUAGUCCACUUAAAUCGUACCAUAGUGAAAAAAAAAGGUUUUCUAAAAAUCAGACAAAAAGCUUGGAGAGUAUAUUUCAUGUGAAAAAUAAUUCUUAUGAUAAUAAACAUAAUAAAGAAGAUUUUUCGCAUGAUAAUGUAAGUAAUAUUAAAACAAAUAUUUAUUUAACUAAUAGGGAUCAAUAUAAAGCACAUAAAAAUAAAUUACUAAAUUAUAAGUUAUAUAGUCAAGAAGUAUUUAAAUGCAUAGAAAGCGAAGAGAAAACUGAAAAGAAAGAAAAUACUAAAAAUGAAGAAAUAAUUGAAAAAGAAGAAAAAACUGAAAAAGAAGAAAAAAAUGAGAAAGAAGAAAAAACUAAAAAGGAAGAAAAAACUGAAAAAGAAGAAAAAAAUGAGAAAGAAGAAAAAACUGAAAAAGAAAAUGUAAAAACUAACUACAUAACAAGUUCCAGUGAAUCAUACAAGAAAAAUAAUGAUCAAAUUUGUACUAAUAAUUAUAAUGAUAAAAAAAUAAAAAAUACAAUAAAACAAAAUGAUUUUAAUAAAAAUGAAACAGUGAAAAAUAAUUUAUUAAAUAACAUUAAUAAUGAUGAUAUGCUUGAUCUAGUUAAAAUAUCAACGGAUCAAUUUGCCAAAAGGAAAAUGAAUAAUGAAAGUAAAAUUUAUAGUGAAAUAUAUAACAAUAAAAAUACAAUUACUUAUAAUGAAAAUUAUAUAUGUAACAGAUUUAACAAAACAUGUGUUGAAAACAAAAUAAACAGUAGUACAUUUAAUUUAGAUAAUAAUAUUAGUAAUAUAAAAAAUAACAAAGGUAUUAUAAAAAAAAAUAUAAGAAACACCUAUUGUUAUUUAAAAGAUCAGAAUUUUUAUACAGUUAAUAAAUCAUUUUUUUUUAGAAAAAGCACUGUUGAUAGCGAUUUAAAUAAAACACCUAACGUGUGCUAUUAUAAAUCAUUUAAAAAAAAUAAUGAAAAUAGUGAUAAAAAAAGCAUAAAUGAUUUCUAUAUAUUUGAAAAUAAUAAAAAAAAAUAUUUAUAUUUUCUCAUUAAAAAAAAGGAUGGAAAGAAAAGUUUUAAUGUAAAUCACAAUUCUCAAAAAUUAUUAAAUAGAAUCAAUAUAAAUAACACAUGUAAGUUUAAUAAAAAUUACAUAAAAUCUUGUGAAUUUAAUAAAAAAAAACUAUUGAAGACAUUGCAAUAUAAUACUCACAAAGAUUCACAUAUUUUCUUACAAGCAAAAUCAGAAAAAAAUUUAACUAAUUGUUUUUAUACAACUGAUAAAAAUAAUUACACUACCAAUAAUUUAAAUGGAAGCACAAAGAAGAAAUUACUAAAUGAUAACUUAGUUGAUCAUUAUUGUGUAAAUCAUAAAAAUGAAAUUAUAUUCAAACAAAAUAUAAAACUUCAUAAUGAUAUGAAUGAUAAUGAGAAUAUAGAGCAUACUUGCAGGAAAAACAGUCUAACUAGUUUAUAUGAUAACAAGGAAUAUUGUUGUGCUAUUUUAGUAAAUAAAAGGGAUCCUCUUUGUUUGAACAAUGAUGCUGAUUUAAAUAAUAAUUAUAUGUAUGAAAAUUAUGAAAAAGAAAAAUAUAGCAAAUUAAGUAGUAUUUAUAUAUCAGAAAAUAAUCAAAAGGAUUAUCAGUAUAAAUCAGUAAAUUUUAGUGAAAAUUCAGUUGAUGAACAUAUUGGCCUUUUUUAUAGUUAUAAAAAUAAUUUAUUAGAAAAAAAAGGUACAUAUUUAGAUGAGUUAAAUUUUAAAUUAGAUCAUAAACAUAAUAUAAACAAUUUUAAAAAAUAUAAUUUUGUGAAUAAUGAGAAUGAUUUAUUUAAUACAAAAAGAUUGAGAUCUUACAUUUUUAAGGGUAAGAACAUCUUCAAUAAUAAAUUUUUUAAAGUAAGUAAUGAAAGUAACAGAUUUUCCUUUUUUAAAUAUUUUGAUAUUUUUACUGACAAUAACAAAAUAAAUAAAAAAGAUGUAAUGAAUGAAGAUAAAAAUGAAAAAACAAAUGUAGAUGAAAAUACUUCGAAUAAUUGUGAAGAUCUUGAUAAAUUAAUUCGUAAUAACAAAACAAAAUACUUAGAAAAAAAUAAAUGGGAAAGUAGUAUGCUAGAGGAUGAUAAUGAUAUCAUAGAUAAUAAUAACAAUUAUAAGAGUAAUAAUAACUAUAACAGUAAUGAUGAUUUUAAUAAAAAGGAUAAUAUUACUAAUGAUAGAAAAAAUAUAAUUGAUACCAACAAUAAUACUGGUAAUAAUAUUAUUUGUAACAUUAUUAUUGAUAAUAAUGAUAAUAAAAAAGUUAAAAGCAAUAUAAAUGACAAUAGAAUAAUCAAAAAAGAAAAAAGCAGCAUUUUUAACAUUAAAACGGAUAGCAAUGGUAACAUUAAUGAUAUACAAAUAAGUAAAAUGAACAAUUUAUAUGAUAACAUAAAUAAAAAUGGUAAUAUUUUUAAUGAUAUAUCAGAAGAAAAUAACGAAAUCAUAAAACAUAUUGAGGAAAAAGUUGAAAAAAAUGAUAAGUCUCUGCAAAAUUUUAGAAAAGAAGGAAACACUAAAAUUGAUAAUAUUUUAGAUAAUACGAUAGAAAAUAAUAUUUUAUAUAAGGAAAAUGAUAUUAAUCAUAAUCCUUUAGAAAAAAAAAAUGAAAAAAGCGAUAUAAAUGAAAUGAAUUUAAUGAAUAAAGAAAAAGAAAAUAGACAGAGAAAAAAUGAUUUUUUAGAAAAUAAGAAUUUCUUAUUAGAAGAUUUUGAAAAGAUUGCUGAAAAAAUAAAUUUAGUAUUAGAUGAGACUGUAGAUUUUUUUAAAGAAAAUUUAUAUGUGCAUAAUGGUUAUGGUAAAGUUAAAAUAUGUGUAAAUAACAAAAGAAGAUUAGAGAAAAAAAAGUUAAAAAAAUGGUCAUGUGUUUAUAAAAUUAAUAAAAUUAUAUGUAAAGGGGCACAUGGAGUUGUUUUCUCUGCUUGGAAAAGUGAAAAUAUAAAUUAUUUUAAUCGGGAUUUUUUUGAAAAAAAUAAUUCACCAGCAAAAAAAAAAAAUAAUAGUUUCGAAAAGAAAGAUAUAAAAAUAGGAGAAUAUUAUGAAGAAAAAAAUGAUAAGAGAGAGGGUGAAGCUGGAGAUGAGGAGAAUGAUGAUGAUGAAACUGGAGAUGAGGAGAAUGAAGAAGAUGAAACUGGAGAUGAGGAUAAUGAAGAAGAUGAAACUGAAAAUGAGGACAAUAAAGAAGAUGAAACUGAAAAUGAGGAUAAUGAAGAAGAUGAAACGGAAAAUGAAAAGGGAGAAAAAGAGGAGAACAACGAAGAAGAAAAUGAAAGUGAAGAUGAAAAGGAAGAAUUAGAAAAUAGAGUUAAUAAUAUAUAUAAUGAUGAAAAAGAAAAAAAAGAAGUAACAUUAGUGAAAGAAGAAGAAAAAAAAAACAUAAAAAAAGAAGUAAUAGAAAAAAAAUGUGUAGAGAAAAAAAAUAAUAUAAGAAAGAGUGAAAAUAUUGAAGAAACAGAAGGUGAUAAUGAUGAAGAUGAUUAUGAUGAAGAAAAUUUAGUAUCCCUUAAAAUUAUAAAUUUAAGUUAUUUAAGUAAAAAAAAUAAUUUAAAAAAAAUUUUAAGAGAAGUUUAUUUUUUAAAAAUAUGCAAUCAUCCAAAUAUUGUCAAAUAUUAUGAAUCUUUUUUUUGGCCUCCUUCAUAUUUAAUUAUUGUAUGUGAGUUUUUAUCUGGUGGAACAUUGCAUGAUUUAUAUAAAAAAUAUGGAAAAAUAUCAGAAGAUAUUUUAGUAUAUAUAAUAGAAGAUAUUUUAAAGGCUUUGAAUUAUUUACAUAAUGAAUGUUUGUUUUCUCUCAUACAUAGAGAUAUUAAGCCUACUAAUAUUGUACUUUCAAAAAACGGCACAGCAAAGUUAAUUGAUUUUGGGUCAUGUGAAAGAUUUACAGGUAAAAAAUCAAAAGAAAUUAUUGGUACUAUUUAUUAUAUACCUCCAGAAAUUCUUAUGAAAGAUAAUUAUGAUUGCUCAGUUGAUAUUUGGUCAUUAGGAAUAACCAUUUAUGAAGUUGUUAAGUGCUCUUUACCUUGGAAGAGAAAUAAAAAUUUAAAUGAAAAUAUAAAAAAUAUAAUAAAUUCUUCACCAAAGAUUAACAUUGGUGAUGGAUUUAGUAAACAUUUAUGCUAUUUUGUUGAAAAGUGCUUACAAAAAAAGCCCGAAAAUAGAGGAAAUGUAACUAACUUAUUAAAUCAUAAAUUCUUAACUAAAAAAAGACCUAUAAAAAAAAAACCAAAUUCUAUUUAUGAAAUAAGAGAUAUCCUUAAAAUAAAUAAUGGAAAAAAGAAAAAUAAUAUUUUUAGAAAUUUUUUAAAAAAUUUUUUUUUUUUUAAUGAGAAAAAUAAAAAAAAUAAGAAUAAAGUUUCAAGCUCUAGAUCAUGUGAACCUGAAAUGUUUUUUCAAAAACUAGGAAAAGAAAAUUUAUAUUUUCUUGAAAUUAAAUUAAAAAAUGAAAAUGUUAGGUCAUUGAAUGAUUUAAAUUUUGAUUCAUCACAUGAAAAGGAAGAAAACAAACAUUCUUCAAAUAAUAUAGAAAAUAAAAAGGAAAAUUAUCAAAAUGUUAAGUUGCUAGAAAACAAUAAUAUUACAAAAUAUGAAAAGUAA